UCCGGUUAUCAAAAAUGAGCAAUUCUUUUUAUCAAUGUGAAAACUCAUCUCUUAAUUAUCCAAACACUUGUCACCGAGUUUGUAAAUUUGAGAUUCCAGCGCCUUCACCUAAAAGAAUAAUCCCUGAAAAUGAAGAAACACCGGUUCUCUUAUUAGAAUCUUUCCAGCGACCAUCAAUUCUUAAUUUUGGUAAUGUGACGCUCGGUAAUAUAUCAACAAAAUCUUUCAAGAUCCAUAAUCCAGCUCAUUUUAUUCAAAAACUAGACGUUGUCAAAGUACCCAAGCCAGAGUUUGGAUUUACAAUAAAAGAAUCAUCUAUUGUUGUUGAUGAGAACCAAAGUGUGGAAGUUGUCAUCGAAUGGAAGCCUACAAAAGCUGGUGGGACUCGUCAAAAAGUUCACUUUAAGACCUCAUAUGGUGAAAGUUUCGAACUAAUUGUGAUUGGUGUUGCCCAAGAAAAAUGGAAAACUGUAACCAAGAGACGAGUUAAACCAAGAAGAAGACCUGUUAUAAAAUUGGAGAAAAUUGCUUUAUCUCCUGUUGAUCCGAAUGAAAUUAGAAGAGUUGAAGCGGCUAUUGUCAUUCAAAAGUUUGUUCGACGUUAUUUGGCUGUUAAAAGAUUCCGAGCUCUCAAAAGAGCGACCAUCACCAUCCAGAAACAUUUCCGCCGAUACUAUGCCCAAAAAUCAAUCAAUAGACGAAUAACUUUUAUCAAAGCCAAAAAAUCUGAAGCACUACAAGAAUUUUUUCAAUCAAUCCGUGAGAAUGGUCCGUACAAAAAACUAAUAUCAAAUGACCAGAAACUAGAGGAGUCCUCUGUUGAUCAUGAAGAAAAUUUCAAAAGAGAUAAAGCGGCUAUUGUCAUUCAAAAGUUUGUUCGCUGUCAUUUGGCUGUUAAGAGAUUCUUGGCUCUCAAAAGAGCGGCCAUCACUAUUCAGAGACAUUUUCGCCGAUACUAUGCGACCAUGAAACCACCCCAAGAACUUUGUCAAUCAAUCGUUGGAAAUGAAUCACUCGAAAAACUAAUGUCAGAUGAUCGGAAACAAGAGGCAUCAUCUGUUGAUCAAGAAGAGAGUUUUAAGUUAUGUUUGUUAAGAUUGGAGAAAGUGGAUUUAUCUCCUGUUGAUCCAGAUGAAAUUAAAAGAGUUGAUGCGGCUGUUGUCAUUCAAAAGUUUGUUCGCCGUUAUUUGGCUGUUAAAAGAUUCUUGGCUCUCAAAAAAGCGACAAUCACCAUCCAGAAACGUUUCAAAAAACUAUUAUCAGAUGCUAAGAAACAAGAGGAAUCAUCUGUUGAUCAUGACGAAAGUAUUAGAAGAGUUGAAGCGGCUAUUGUUAUUCAAAAGUUUGUUCGCCGUUAUUUGGUUGCUAGGAAUUUCUUGACUCUUAAAGAAGCAACCAUGAAACCACCCCAAGAACUUUGCCAAUCAAUUGUUGAAAAUGAAUCACUCGAAAAACUAAUAUUAGAUGAUCAGAAACUAGAGGAAUCAUCUGUUGAUCACGAUAAAAGUUUUAAAAAAGUUGAAGCAGCUAUGAUUAUUCAAAAGUUUGUUCGCCGUUAUUUGGCUGUUAAGAGAUUCCGGACUCUCAAAAGAGCGACCAUAACCAUCCAGAAACAUUUCAGAAAACGUAUUUCAGAUGCUCAGAAACAAAAGGUUCAUGAAAGUAUUAAAAGAAUGGAAGCGGCUAUUGUCAUUCAAAAGUCUGUUCGCCGUCAUUUAGCUGCUAGGAAAUUCAUUACUCUCAAAAGAGCGACCAUCACUAUCCAGAAGCAUUUCCGCCGAUACUAUGCGACCAUCAAACCACCACAAGAACUUGUUCAAUCAAUCGUUGAAAAUGAAUCACUCGAAAAACUAAUGUCAGAUGAUCAGAAACAAGAUGAAUCUUCUGUUUUUCAUGAUGAAAUUAAAAGAGCUGAAGCCGCUAUUGUCAUUCAAAAGUUUAUUCGUCGUUAUUUGGCUUUUAAAAGAUUCCUAACUCUCAAAGAAGCGACCAACACCAUGAAACCACCACAAGAACUUUGUCAAUCAAUCGUUGAAAAUGGUUCACCUGAAAAGUUAAUAUUAGAUGAUCAGCCACUAGAGGAAUCAUCUGUUGAUCACGAUGAAAUUAAAAAGAGAGUUGAUGCGGCUGUCGUCAUUCAAAAGUUUGUUCGCCGUUAUUUGGCUGUUAAGAGAUUCCGGACUCUCAAAAGAGCGACCACAACCAUCCAGAAACAUUUCAGAAAACUUAUGUCAGAUGCUCAGAAACAAAAGGUUAAUGAAAGUAUUAAAAGAGAUAAAGCGGCUAUUGUCAUUCAAAAGUUUGUUCGCCGUCAUUUGGCUGCUAGAAAAUUCCUGGCUCUCAAAGAAGCGACCAACACCAUCAAACCACCACAAGAACUGCGUCAAUCAAUCAUUGAAACUGGCCCACCCAAAAAACUAAUAUCAGUUUGUGUUGAUCAUCUUUCUGUUGACGAGUCCCUGCAAGUAAAUGACACUCCUGAGCUCCCAAUCGGAUUCCGUACAAAUCUUGCUCUAACCAAGCUAGUUAACUAUCGCAAAUUCAUUCAACUACAAUCGGCCCUUUCAUCACUCGAAACAACCACAAAAAUCUCACCCGAAUCUUGUAUAAAAAUCUCUUCGCCAAAAACCGUCGACACAAUUAUUAAUAUAAUCAAAAUGUCAAAUCGAAGCGAACCAUCAAAGAUCGUCGUCUCUUCUGCUUUCAAUAUUUUAUUGAAUUUAAUCAAGUAUGAUAAAACACAAGAUCUAAUUGUUACCUGUCACUCGAUAAUCAACUUAUGCAUCGAAAAGGCCAAGGUGUACAUUCGAGUCCAUCACAUUUCAAACAAAUGCUUAACUCUUCUUUAUUUGAUGAUAAUUAAAAAUGUCAACAGAGACCUAAUCAUUUGCGAUCCAAUAGUGAAUAAAAGUUUGAAAAGUUUAAUUAAUCUCGAAUCAUCAACAAUUAAGUCUCAUAAGAAACACAAGAUAACUAAAGAACUUGUUUUCUAUCCAUAUUGGUCAUCAGCGAAAAGUGUCAUGUACGAAUUCAAUGACCAUUUUACCGCUUUGGAACAUAUUAAUUACCUUUUCAAAGGAAAAUUAUUCUAAUUCCUUCAUCAUUAACUCUACAUUUUUUUUACACAAAUUCCAGAGAAGAAAAAAAUCUAAUAUUAUCAAUAAGACACUCAAUGAAAUUACUAUUUGAUUGAUCGAUGAAUCAAAUAUAUUGAUCAACAAGUUAUCACAACUAGAGCAAGAAAAAGUUAACAAUUAACUUCAUUUUUUUCAUAUAAAUGAAUUUGUAUCAUUUUCUAUUUACAAUCCGAUAUAUUCACAAUCAGAAUUAAUGUUGUAAAUCGCAUUCAAGUGAUUAAAUUCUCAUAAUUUGUCCAAUCGACAAAUGGAGUUACUUGACCUCUAAUUGUGAAACUUUAUCACAAAGGAAUUCGAAUGGAGUUAAUUUCAUCAACGGUCCCCCAAUUGUGUCAAUUCGAAGGCGCUAAAAUUGAAAGAACUUGGAAUUAUUUUGACAGAGAAUUAAUCUUAUUGUUGGUGAGUUAAUUGUGAGGAGUUUUUGAUCGGAAAAAGAAAUUGGAAUGUUAGAAGCAACUAUUAACAAAAUAGCAGAAAAAUUAUCUUUGUUUAUUUAAUAUAAUAAUAAUAAUAAAACGAAUAUAUAGUUAAAUACAA
This is a messenger RNA of Panonychus citri (citrus red mite), 3674 nucleotides long. RefSeq names its product abnormal spindle-like microcephaly-associated protein homolog. NCBI's taxonomy places the organism in Eukaryota, Metazoa, Arthropoda, Arachnida, Trombidiformes, Tetranychidae. Gene Ontology annotation, molecular function: protein binding. The record is from RefSeq and is a predicted model, not a curated record. The transcript has 3 exons. Bases 15 to 3092 code for a protein of 1025 amino acids. Gene Ontology annotation, cellular component: spindle pole. Gene Ontology annotation, biological process: establishment of meiotic spindle localization; spindle organization; mitotic cell cycle.